This is a messenger RNA of Zalophus californianus (California sea lion), 8458 nucleotides long. RefSeq names its product coiled-coil domain containing 69 (gene CCDC69). The annotation marks the transcript as partial. NCBI's taxonomy places the organism in Eukaryota, Metazoa, Chordata, Mammalia, Carnivora, Otariidae. The transcript has 9 exons. Gene Ontology annotation, cellular component: cytoplasm; nucleus. Gene Ontology annotation, molecular function: microtubule binding. The record is from RefSeq and is a predicted model, not a curated record.
UUUUUUUCCUGGCCUUUUCUCCGCCAAGGGCCCGGAAAAGCAUCCGUUGCUCCUAGGGAUCUCUUCUGCCCUGGCCCAAGGUUGUUAUCAUUUACCGAGAUCCUGGUCACCUGCCUCGGGCGGCGGCACCGCGAACCCCGCGGGCUUCGCGGAGGCCCUGCUCUUCGGGUAUUUACGGCGCGCGGCCGCCCCAGCUCCGGCUCAAGUCUGCGCUUCCAGGUUCAGUUUCAGGGUCUCGCCGGCAGCCCCGGCCGGCGGGCGCGCGGCGUUCAGUGGGGCCGCGACGGCUGGGUCCUCCGGGGAGUGCCCCGGAGUUGGGAGGCGGCGUCCGGGAGUCCCCGGAGGAGGAUGGGCUGCGGACACAGCAGGCUGAGCUGCUGCAAAGCCCCCAAAAAGAGGCGCCAAAAACCAGAUCAGCCCCCCAGACCAGAGCCACAGGAACUAGGUCCCCUCAACGGGGACACAGCCACAGCUGUCCAGCUCUGUGCAUCUGAGGAGGCUGAGGAGUGCCAGAAGGAGAUAACCAGAAUUCUCCAGCAACACAAAGAGGAGAGGAAGAAAUGGGCACAACAGGUGGAGAAGGAGAAGGAGCUAGAGCUUCAAGAGAAACUGGAUGAACAGCGAAGGGUCCUGGAGGGAGAGCAUGAGGAGACCCUGCAAGUCCUCCAGGCCUCACAUGAGCAAGAGAAGGAAGCCCUUGCCCACUCCUUCCAGGAGGCCAAGGUGACCCUGCAGGAGACCAUAGAUGGACUGUCCUCACAGCUGGAGGUCUUCCAGGCCAAGAUGAAGAGGGUAGAAGAGUCCAUUCUGAGCCGAGACUAUAAGAAGCACAUCCAGGAUUACGGGAGCCCCAGCCAGUUCUGGGAGCAGGAACUGGAGAGCCUACACUUUGUCAUCGAGAUGAAGAACGAGCGCAUUCACGAGCUGGACAAGCGGCUGAUCCUCAUGGAAACAGUGAAAGAAAAAAAUCUGCUGUUGGAGGAAAAAAUCACCACCCUGCAGCAGGAGAACGAGGACCUCCAUGUCCGGGCCCGCAACCAGAUGGUUAUGUCAAGGCAGCUCUCGGAUGACCUGCUUCUCGCCCGCGAGGCCCUGGAGAAGGAGUCCCAGUUGCGGCGACAGCUCCAGCAGGAGAAGGAGGAGCUGCUGUACCGGGUCCUGGGGACUGACGCCUCCCCUGCCUUCCCCUUGGCCUCUGUCACCCCCACCGAGGUCUCCUUCCUCGCCAGCUAGGGCCCAGGUCCUGGGCCCACCGUGACGCCUGUGGUCACAGCUCCCUCUUGAGGAUUUACCAGAGAAGACAGCAGGAGCCUCUCAUUCUUUUCCCAGGAAGGGCGGAGGGCAGGGGUGAGGUGGGAGCCAGGGUGUGUGCCCAGGGAGCCCUGGGGGCGUGGGCUGUGCAGGAUCACCCAUGGGGCUUCGAGGCCCCAGAUGCACCUUCCCUUGAGUUGGCCCAGGGAACCAGCGAGAGGAGUCCUUCCGUCCCUCCCUGUUCUCUCUGUUCAAAUCAGGGAAGUCCUGAGCUUUUUCCAGGGGCAGCCAGUGCCGCCGAGGCCACCUGACAAAGAGACAACCCUCUGCUCCUGACUCGUUAGCAUCCCCCAGAUGUUCUCGCCUCUGCUCAGGCCCUCCCUUAGCCUCAGUUUACCUCUCCUCUAAAACAGCCAGGGGAACUGAACGAAUGAUCCUUCAGUCACUACAGUGUCCCAUUCUAGGAUUGUUUAAAGGUCAGACGAGGGGCUGGGGGACAGGAGAGGAAGUGGGCCAAACCCUGAGAACCAACAGGGAAAGGCGGGCAGCUGGAAAGGGGGUCACUGGAGGCCCUUGGGGCUGGCGGUGCCAGGGCCCGACCCAGCCAAGGCAAGGGCUGGGCAUGACCCGGGGCAUGCCACUGCUCCUGGUCCCAGAGUCUGGUCGGCCCAGGGGUUAAGCCAGAGCUCCUCCUCCCUGACCAGGCAAGGCUCACUCCUCAGCCCUCUGGGUCUCUCAGUCUCGGUGCCGCCUGGGCACAGGGCCACCUCGGGGGUCUGGGUACACCUAACUGCCAGAGUGGGGAACCUCGUCCCUGUACAGAUGAGGAAACCAAGGUGAGGAGUGGGACCCACAAAGAUGAGGUCCUAGUCUUCAUCUGUCAUCCAGCUCACAGCUUGCUGUGCUUGUUUUUCUCCGCAGGCUCUGGAAAGAUCAGAUGUAUGACUUAGUCUUUCUCCUCCUUCCUCUACCUGCCCCCACCCACUUCCAGGCUCUCUCUUCCUCCUGCUCCCUACCUUUACUCCUUCUACCACCGCUGAUGCCAGGCGCCAGGACCCCAGAGCCUGGCCCUCAGCUUCCCCAUCCGUGCAGAGGGGUGGCCAGCGUGAGCAACCUCAGCAGGCCUGUCCAGCCCUGGCCGUCUGUGGAUUUAAUAUUCUUCUCAGGAAGCUUCGGGUCAGCUGGACACUAUAAUGAGAACCCCUCCCCUGCCCAGAGCAUUUUAAUUCAAUGCUCUCACAGACACCUCCCUCCCAUCAGCUACCUAAGAUUCUUGAAGCCAGUUCUUACCCCUCUUCAGCAGCAGAGCAAACUGAGAUCACGGGAGUCGGAGGGCCUUGCCUGCGAUUCCCCAGCUCCAGCUCCAGGUCCCAGACUAGCAAGUAAGAAAGGUCAACCCAGUAGAACUAAGGUUUGCUCCAUCAUCCCAGACUGCCUUCUUCAUUCCCUGGAUCUGGUCUUCAGUCAUUUCUUGUUCGCGGAGUUCAGAUGUGACUCUGUUUCUCCAUUUCUCCCCUAGGAGGGCUAGGGGAGUGCUGAGCUGCUUCUCCGGCCAUGGGCAAACAGGUUACCUAUCUGGGAGCCUUGGGGACAGCUCUGGAGUGAAGUACACAUGUACUUCUUCAUGUCACUUUUCCCAAAGUCUAUCUGGGAUACACUAGUUCAUUGCACAUUAAUAGGCAUGACCAAGAAAAAAAUUGAUAGCCUAGUAAUUUGAGAAACUCUAGAUUCAGUCAAGUUAAACAGAUCCUGCAAAGUGCAGGACUUCUCAGAACCUUUAAUAUGCUAAUGUGAACUGCAAAUUUCCAAGAAGGAAGCAGAGUAUCCAGCAUUUUCUAAAGUCCCUUGACCAACUUCCUACCCCAACCUAAGCACUUCAGGCUGCAGAAUGCACUUUAGAAAGAUGAGAAGGGCUAGGCUGCAGAAGGGGCAAGUUGUGGGGAGCAGGGUUUCCCACAUGUAGCCUAUGGUGGAGGCAGGGAGAUAAACUGUGGUCACGCCCUCACCCUGGGGCAGACAAGCCAUGGAAACUAUGGUAUUGUAUUUAUUUGGCCCCGGUGUUUUCCUGGGAGAGGGAGGAGGAGGCUCCUUGCUGAGGACCCCUGCUAGUGGCAGGGACCAUUGAGGAGUAUGUCCUGGGCCUGAGUGACUUGCCAGUGGCUCUGGGCUCCCUCCUGGGGUACUGGUGCCCCACUGGGCCAGCUUUGCCCAGCCCUGGAGUGGGGCCUGAUGUUGGAGUGAAGGCUGGCCAUCAAAACGGGUCAGGGCUUGGAGGGAGGCUGUGAGGUUGAUGCAAGGCAUCGAAGCAGUGAUGGGCGGGCAGAGUAUAAGGGGCGAGUGCAAAAGUUCUUUUUACACUCUUUUGGGAGUGACAGCUCCUUGGCAUCAAAAACACCAAAGGUUCACACAGUUACCUACCCCUGUUUCUGCCCAUUGCUUCACACCAGCAUGCCUGUAGCCAGCGAGGGAGCUAGGAAGGGGCAAGGGAAACAUGAGAGCUUCUGGUCACAUGGACACGGGUGGUGGCAAUCCCCGUGCCCUGCAAGUUGGUGGCCUGGCAGGUGUAGAUGCCAGAGUCCCCAACCCGGGCCUCUUCCACGUACAGGGUGCUCCCUGCCUCCUGCAGCACCUGGCCCUCUCAGCGAACAACACUGGCCCACUCGCUGACAUAGGGGGGUCGGCCCAACUGCAGGGACAAAAAAAUAACUGUCCAUCAGCCAGCCCAGGUGUCCUCUCUGACUCAGGCAAAUGAGAGGCACUGUGUAUUCCUUCAGGGACGGGGACUCGUCCAAGGUCAUACAUGCUGAUCAGAGCACCUGAAAGGCCAGGUUCUUUGUGGCAAAUAUGAGCUUCCCAAGUCCCUGGGGAGAAGCUGGGGUCUCCUCUCCGACUCAAGGAAAUGCAGGAAGUAACUUGGCUGGGAGCAGUACCCCCUACCAGUAUGGCACUCUGGUUUUGUGUGGUUGUUAAUGGGUGCUACCUCCCCAAGGCGGGGCAGGAGGUGGGGUUCUAUUAUGAAAAUUGUUUGGAAAACACUGAGUCAAGCAAAAUUAAAUUGGAGAGACUCAGACCACCAAGUCUGUCACGUGUGCAUGUGAGUUGUGAAUCUCCAAGGCAGGUGAUGGUUAUAAGAGGCAGUGUUUUCCUAAAAACACUUUUCUUUGGGGUUUGGGGCUGGAUUUUUUGUCAUCCUGCCAUUCCGAGGAACGUGUCUGGGGCAAGGCUAUAGCACAGUGAAGCCAUGUCUUCCCAACCAUCUGUGUGUUCUCUUCCCCUUAUUGGGUCUCAGUUUCCAAUGUGGACAAGUGGGAGAAUGAUCCCCCAUUCUUUCCCUCCUAAGGCCUCUGGGGAGCUCACCUUCACCAUGUCUUUGCUGGUCCAGCCCUCCCUCCAAAGCUCAGAUCAAAUUCCAGCUCUUCCAAGAAGCCCUUUUAGGAAUUCCUGAAGUUGUCAGUGCUGGUGCAUCUACUGUGUGACCCAGCUGCUCUCCAGAUGUUUGAGGGUUAUGGGGGUAAGUUCUUUGAGAGGAAGGACCAUCACUACCACCUGUCGAGUAACACCUUUAGGAAGGUCUGGCCCACGGCAGGUGCCCAGGAAACAGUUGUUACAUGAUUUCGUCCAUCUCUUACUACACACACACCGGCCAUAGGGCCUGAGCACUUGCCCCAGCCCCGUGCUCGUGAGAUUUGGGCCAGUCCAACCUCAGCUUGAAUGUCACCUCAGAGAAGACUCCCCGACCGCUCUAUCUUAAGAAGACCCCAUCGCAUUGCCCUAUUGUAUCUUCGAUGUAGCGCUUGGUAUUUUCUCCAUGAUCAUGUUCACUUCCCACUUCUUCCUCCCUGGGUAGAUUGUAAGCUGGAAGACAGCACAAGUCAGAGGUCUUUUUGCCUCAUCCUUGUGGUCUCUGCGCUAAGCACAAUGUCUGGCAUGUAGUGGGUGCUCAGUACUUAUCGUUGGAUAAAUUAAAGAAGGAACACAUUAUACAUUUUAUACAGUAACCUAAACAAGGAGACUGAGGCCCGGAAAAGGGAAAUGACUUGCCCAAGGCACUCAGAGUAGCGGUCCAGCAGUGGUUCCACUCGGCCACGAUCGCACCCGACCCUCAUCCUAACUCCUCACUCCCAUGCUCUUGGCCAACACACCAUCGCCACAGACACACAUAUGCAGUCUUGUCUUCCCCUCUGCUUACCUUCUGCCCUGGAUAAAAUCCACAGCAAUCUCCAGCUCACCCAGAGCUGUACAAGUCACACCAGAGUUUCUCCCAGUUGGACUGAUGUUGCUGAAGCUUGGACGGUGGGUGUGGGGGAGGAAGAUGGGUCUGCCAUGGAGAAGAUGGGAGAGAAAUGGGGACAAACAUAUUGAACUGAUUGUUAGAACAACUGAAUGAAAUGAAUGACGGAAUGGUUACAUUCAUAGAGGGUGAAUGAUUGGGUUGGUUGAAUGGAUAGAGGAUGGGUAGCUGAUGGAACAGAUGGAGGAUGGGUGAAUGGAGUGGAUGAUUUGAGGGAAGACAGAUGACUAGAAUGGUGUGGCAUGACUGAGAAUGAGUAUGGAUGGACAGAAAGGCUGGUGGUCGCUCAAUAGCUGAUUGGCUGGCUGGCUGGACAAGAUAGUUGACUACAUGGAGUGUUGUUGAAAGCUGGUUGGUUGUUUAGAGUUCCAUGAUCCACAGAACCCAUAUCUGAGGUCUCUAAAGGGGGCAUCUCUCCCCAUAUCCUCCCUUGCUCUGCCCACCCAGGCCCCAGGCCCACACGCAGUUGAUGUAGAUCAGCAUGUACUUGGUAGCGAUUUGUCUCAAGCCACCCAGGCUGGCCAAGCGGAAGAGGGCCAGCCAAGGAAUCUCGGGGCCAGUGGAUGGUGAAGCCCUUAUUCACAUCAAAAGAGAUGUCGAUCCCAUCCACUGGGACUUCCUCCAGGGGGAAUUCCCAACGCAGUGUCACCUGGGCCAGAGGGUUGGUCACUUGGCAGGGAAGCAGGAACUGCUGAUGGCUGUGCAACUGUACCACUUCAUAAUAAUCCUGAGUGGGGACGAAGAGCUCCUCUGGGUCUGGGAAGGAAGGUGGGAUAGAGAAGAAGGAGCAUGGCCUAGAUUAGCUGUUUCCUGAUGCUCCAGCACCCAAGAGCAAGAGGUCCCUCAUGGGGACCUAAAAAUCUCACUUUCCCUGGCCAUUCUCAGUCCUAAACUGAGAGCUGAAGCCCAGCCUGCUAGUUCCAGCUUCGUCAUUUUGAUUGGCGUUCUUGGAGACCCCGACCUCAGGGCACCUGCAGAGAAGAUGAAGGUCUUUCCCUGGAGGGCCUUGCCCUCCACGCGCGCUGUCCUGGCUGAGCCAAGCCCAGCAGCUGUAGUCCUGGUGUCCGCACCCGUGGAGUUCACCAGCUGCUGCUGGCUGCGCCGGCCGAAGGGCUUGAUUCCAAAAGAUAGUCAUGGGGCUGGCCCAGGGUGCGGCGGGCAGCAGAUGCGGGUGGCCGGGGACACCUAGUGAGCAGUGUUUAGCCGGCUGACAGCCCCUCCUCCCCCGUGCUCAGCAUGCCGCCCACCCAGUCUUCGCCCUUCCCCACUGACACCAUGAGGAUUUGUAGUGGCCCCACCUGGUUUCUGAUUGCUCGCCUCUCACCAGCCUCAUGCACAUCUCCUAAUGGGUCCAUCUACUCGUCACAGAGCUUGUCCUUCCUUUGCAAAUGGCAUGCCCCAAUCUGCUCUGUGCUCCCUCCUUGGCUCCUCCCAUGUGUCCCUCUGUUUUGGCCGGCAAAUGCCCUCUAAACAACUCCACCCCCUAACAGAGGCAGGGUCCCAGCAAAUCUCACUUUAAGAGGCUGAACUGAGAGAGGGUAGACAAAUCUCCUGACCCGGAUUUCUAUCCCAGCCUCUGCCCGAUUUUCUUCUGGACUGGGGUGAGCAAUGCUGGUGCGAUCAACUUUGCUUUUAUUUCUGCCUUCCCUAUUUUGGUGUCCCCGACAUAAGGGUGUCUCAGCCUGACAUUCAAAACACAGGCGGGACAGUUAGCCUCCUUCCCUUCCCAUGGCCACCUUUCUCCCUACAGGCACUAUGUGCUGUCCCCAGAAUUGACAUCCAGUACUGUGGGAAGCCAUGUCUCCCCUUCUGUUGAACCACUAUGGAUCUGAUGGGUCUUGUGAGCCCAUCUUACUGUUUCUUUUUUUUUUAAACAUUUUUUAAAAGAUUUUAUUUGAGAGAGAGAACGAGCAGGGAGGGGGGUGUGCUGGGGGAGAGGGACAAGCAGAUUCUGCUGAGCCAUACACAGGGCUCCAUCCCAGGACUCUGGGAUCAUGACCUGAGCCGAAGUCCGACGCCUAACCGACUGAGCCACCCAGGCAUCCCUGUUUCUUUUAGAUGCCUGCAGUUGUACCUAAUGGAAGCCCAUUGUGGGUUCUGGACCACUCUAAUCACCAUAAAAACUGUCCUCAAGUUGUCUGUGAACUGCUGCCCCCUCCUGGACCCAUUCAUGCUGUCACAGGAGUUCCUCCACCUUGUACCUCAGGCGUUCCUCGCCUUCCUCUUCCAGGUUUGCAGGUACCCUCCAGUGACUACCUGCCCCUCCAGCGCAGCUCCAGGUGAUCACCAGCCCACAGGCUCAGAGAGUCCCCCGCCUUCUGGAAGCAGCCCCUCCCCAGCACCUGGGUCAUGAUGCUGGGGGCGGCUGCGCAGCGUGGGGCUGCCGCCUCCGCUUCCGCGGGAGUCUUCAUCUACAGGGACUUCUGGCUCAGGUCUGAUUUGGGUUUCCUCCUGCCUGUGGCUCCUGAGGCCUUCACCUACCUCUCCAGGGCUGGUGGCUUUGAGGCCUCUCUUUUUCGGAGCCUUUGGAGUUCUGUCCGGCUCCUGGACUUCAGCUGCAGGGAAAUGGGGUGAGUGUGGGGCCACCAGCCUUCACCAUUCAUCUCACAUGAGGUCCUCUCCUCCCGCCAGCAGCUGGCAGAACCUCAGAGCUCUGUAAGGAAUCCUCACUCUUUUGAGAAAAAUUAUAAAAUACAGACAAACCAAGAAAAAGGGAUUAAAUGUGCCCCCAAACUUACCAUCCAGAAAUAACCACCAUGAUUAUUUGAAGCAUAUUUUUCCAAGGCUUUUUAAUGCAAAUAUUUUAAAGACAUUGUUAAAAAAAUAAAAUGGAACCAUAGAACACAUAUUUUUAAUAAUCUGUUUUUUCACUUAGUAAUAUGUUGUGAUUACCAUUCCAUGUCAAUAAAUGCACGU